This is a messenger RNA of Amoebophrya sp. A25, 867 nucleotides long. Lineage: Eukaryota; Dinophyceae; Syndiniales; Amoebophryaceae. The record is from the annotation of a GenBank genome assembly.
UGCUCGUUCAUAUUUUCAGUUGUAGUUGUAGAAACAUUACUAGCGUCUCUGUUGUCCAACAAGAAAAGCAUCCGGCAUGUUCUUGACAACGUUCAGAAUUACAUCACUCCGAUUCGUAGUUUUCUACUAUUUAGCUCUUCAUCAUUCAUAUAUUGAGACUCGUAAUAAAGCCAGCAAUAUGUUAUACACAAGAAUCUAGGCCGUAUGAAAAACAAGAUGGCGCUCUCAGAUCUAAGGCAAAACUUUCGACUCAGAUACACAUCUAUUGUGCUCGUUUCCGGUGUUGGCAGGUCCUCUUCACUUCCAAUAUUGGACUCUAAAUCAGGCCGGGGCUUAGAUCAGUCACUUCAUCGAAGUCUAGUCGCAUCACCCUACCUAGCUGCGAUCUAUAGCGUAUAGGAUCCCGUUUGCGUAGAAGAUAUUGCAAGUAGAGUCCUCUGUCCAGCACCUCGAAGCAAGUCGUAGAGCAGACGUUCUUGUAGAUAGGCAGGUGGGUAGCUAUUUUCGUCUGUGGAUAAGAAGAGUAGCGGCCUGAUGCUUAUUUGAUGGUUAUUUUCAAUGUUCUUGAGACUGAGUUGUAGUUCUUACCAAGGUGGAAAAUGUAAGAUGCUGAGCGUCUCGACGAUCGACUGAUCGCACUGGGACAACUACCGCAUUGCCCCUUAUCAGGGUCCUCACAGGGCCUGCCCCCGAUUGAUGACAGUGCCGGCACAGGUGUGCUAGUACAUUGCCAAACAGACUACGACGCUUUCUCCUAUUUUUUUGAUGAAUCUCAACUGUGACGUUUAUUAUAGGCUGACUUGCCACCCUUUAUUUUCGACAUGAAGCGUGAGCAACUCCAUGCAUUUAUAUGCGACAGCUCCAAGG